AUGGCUUCAUCGUUGAUCCUUCACAUAGCCAAGUGGAUUUUUAAGCAUUAUCCAGAAACUGCACUGCAUGCUCAGACGCAAGACCUAGCGCUUAGGACCAAAGAAAUGAACGUUCUCCUUGAUAUCUUCAAGACACUUUCCUACAAGAAGUCGUGUGAUGUAUCUGAUGCUCAAAUACGCUAUGUUUCAGAUAAUUUGUCUUAUUUGAAACGCGCAGGGUUUAAGGUGGAAUGGUUGAGGGCAAAGUUUGAUGAUGUUUCUUUGAAUGCUUGUGAAGCAAGGAUUGUAAAGCUCAAGGAACACGAGCACAUGGUUUCCUAUCUCAAAGCUAAGUUGAAAUACGAUGAGGCCAAGUUGAAGAAUCUAUAG
Molecule: messenger RNA, 369 nt
Organism: Raphanus sativus (radish)
Lineage: Eukaryota; Viridiplantae; Streptophyta; Magnoliopsida; Brassicales; Brassicaceae
Product: MATH domain and coiled-coil domain-containing protein At2g42465-like
Exons: 1
Coding region: 1-369 (122 amino acids)
Source: RefSeq, a predicted model, not a curated record